AUGUCGGACGGUGACUGGCCCUGUCCUAAUCCCGGCUGCUCCAACAUCAACUUUGCGCGACGCAGCGCCUGCAAUCGGUGCCAGACUCCCCGACCCGAAGGACUUGGUGGUAGUGACAAGCCCAAGUCAAAAGGCGGGAGUGACUUUCGGGGUCCUCCUGGCCUUUUCCAGCCUGGAGACUGGACAUGCAAUACGUGUGGCAAUGUCAAUUGGGAGCGACGCUCCGAGUGCAAUAUGUGCAAGAGCUCCAAGCCUGGGAUGCCUGGACUAGAGGAGAGACGCGACGGUGCAGGAGGUGGCUUUAAUGAGCGCCAAGAACGCGUUGCGUCGGCAAAGAAGGAGGUCGGAGAGGAUGGCUACGAUGACUUUGGCGUGCGGAAGAAGAAAGUGAAAGCAUCCAAGGCUGAGCGCGAGGCUGCCGCGCUCGCCCGACUGCAGCAGUCUUACAGUGCGAUCUACCAGCUGCCUCAAAGCGCUACCAUUUCGUCGACAGUGUCUGAACCAGAGAAGAAGACACGUGACGAAGCGGUGGCAUCGACACCUUCUGUAGCUCAAGACAGCGGCCGAUCACCACCUGAUGCUGAAACAGGGUGGGCCGAUCCAUCCAAACGACGCAGUCGAAGUCGCGAGCGACGCCGUCGCAGUCCAAGCCGCGAAAAGAGGGAUCGACGUGAACGAAGUCGCGAGCGACGCCGUCGCAGUCCAAGCCGCGAAAAGAGGGAUCGACGUGAACGAAGUCCUACUACUCGGAGUCGGGAUGGUGACCGACGACGUUACCGCAGCCGCAGUCGUGGUCGGGCAGGCAGCAGGGAACGGGACCAUAGCCGCUGUGACAGGCGUCACCGGUAG
Peronospora matthiolae is the source of this 849-nucleotide messenger RNA. The record is from the annotation of a GenBank genome assembly. Lineage: Eukaryota; Oomycota; Peronosporomycetes; Peronosporales; Peronosporaceae.